AUGGGAAAGUCUCCAAAGAGAUCGGCUCCGCCAGAAGAUCAAGAAACUAGUUCCAAGAGAAUCAAAAACGAAGAAACAGGACUAUAUGGAGAAGAAGAGCCGGCAUUUGAGCUUGGCAGCAGAAGUGUGAGCGAAAGUCUAGAGCCUGGUAAUACGGAUUUCUCCACAGAAUUGCCCACACCAUUUGAUAAUAUGGUUAAUGAAUCUGAAUCUGGGAUGUCGCUGCCCGAAAGUGCCACUCCUACUACAAAUCUGGUAAAUAAAUCUAGGGAUAAUGAUUCAGAAGCCAAUAUUACAGCAAAGACAGAAGAUAAGAAGAAGAAGAAGGAUCAGAAAGCAAAUAUACAACUUCCCCAACAAAAAAGCAGCGUCGUUGCCAAAAGACAGCAUGGUGGGCAGGGCCAACAGACACAGGGACAGCAACAGGGUACCUCUAAGACGCAAACAGACCCUGACAAACUGAGUGACGCCCUUCUUUCCGCAGGUGUGGACAUCAGGGAAGAGGAAGCUCUUUUGAGCUCUACCAUGAACAUCACCAAAAACAAUGCCCAAGUCUCAAACAAUCAAAUCCCUAGUCACCCACCUCUUUUGCAUCCUCUGCAUGUGGCAAGCUUCAUGAAAAAAGUUGCGAAUGAGCAGAACUUUUACCAAGAUUUCAACAAAACACAGGAUAUUCUAGGGUUUAUGUCUGCCGCAUGUGAAAUGUUCAUGAGAGACAUAAUAACUAACUCUCUGAUAAUAUCUCGUCAUCGUCGGCGCUCAAUCAAACAAAAUGCAGGCCGUCGAAGUGAGGCGUCAAGGGCGUUACGGGACCUGGCCCUUAAACAGAAGGACCAAGAGGAAAGAAGGGUCAAAAGAAGAAUCCAAAUGGGUUUGGAGAAAGAAGCUGCUGAAGCGAAAAUGGAAACUGAGGAAACACUUCACAGAGCUUCCAACGCUACUGCUAAUAUGAUGAUAGCGGGAACGAAGAAGAAGUAUAGUUGGUUGACAGCAGGAGCUAAGAACCCCAAUAAUUCUUUGAAGACAGUUGGAAAAGUAUCUUCAGAUGUCGCUGCUAGAGGCGAGAUCGGAAUUCGUUACAGGGAAGCCAGAGAGGAGCCGGGAAUUGUAAUGAGAGAUCUCUUGAAUGCUUUGGAGAAUAGAAGAAUUGGAGUAAAUACAGCUCUUUCUAAGGGUUACGCUAGAAUCCGUGAUUAG
This is a messenger RNA of Lachancea fermentati, 1197 nucleotides long. The record is from the annotation of a GenBank genome assembly. NCBI's taxonomy places the organism in Eukaryota, Fungi, Ascomycota, Saccharomycetes, Saccharomycetales, Saccharomycetaceae.